Molecule: messenger RNA, 703 nt
Organism: Brassica napus (rape)
Lineage: Eukaryota; Viridiplantae; Streptophyta; Magnoliopsida; Brassicales; Brassicaceae
Product: 40S ribosomal protein S26-3
Exons: 5
Coding region: 142-534 (130 amino acids)
Biological process (GO): translation
Cellular component (GO): ribosome; cytosolic small ribosomal subunit
Molecular function (GO): structural constituent of ribosome; mRNA binding
Source: RefSeq, a predicted model, not a curated record
CAAGCCCAAUAGCUCUCGAAGCCCUAAAAGUAAGCAAUAAAUCAUCUUCACUGUAACCAGUCGUCGUCAGGAAGAGAGUAAACCCUAGCAGCAGCUUUUCAGCUCACGAGGAGAAGAGAUCGCAGCCGCGUAUCAAAGAAGAUGACUUUCAAGCGCAGGAACGGAGGGAGAAACAAGCACAACCGAGGCCACGUCAAGCCAAUCAGAUGCUCCAACUGCGGCAAAUGCUGCCCCAAAGACAAGGCCAUCAAGAGGUUCAUAGUGAGGAACAUCGUGGAGCAAGCUGCCAUUAGAGAUGUUCAGGAAGCCAGCGUCUACGAUGGGUACACGUUGCCUAAGCUGUAUGCGAAGACACAGUACUGUGUCUCAUGUGCGAUCCACUCUCACGUUGUUCGUGUCCGUUCCCGCACUAACCGCAGGGUUCGUACUCCCCCUCCACGUUUCGUCAGACGCAAGGAGGAUGCGCCCAAGCCUGGACAACCUGGUCAGGCUCCUCGUCCUGCUGGAGCUGGAGCAGCUGCACCGCGUGCCUGAAGCCUCUUCUGCAUAUCUUUGUUUCAGCUUUUGAAAGCUUUUCUGUUUUUGUUUCGCUUAUUAUGUUUGGUUCAGUUACUUGAUACUACUACUCACAAUUUGAAUCUCAAAAGCUGUUUUUAUUAGUGGUUGUUUCGACUUUGAUUAUAUUUCAAACCUCUUUUGUCUU